Penicillium alfredii is the source of this 411-nucleotide messenger RNA. RefSeq names its product tubulin-binding prefolding complex subunit GIM3. Gene Ontology annotation, biological process: protein folding. The record is from RefSeq and is a predicted model, not a curated record. The transcript is spliced from 4 exons. Bases 1 to 411 code for a protein of 136 amino acids. Lineage: Eukaryota; Fungi; Ascomycota; Eurotiomycetes; Eurotiales; Aspergillaceae. Gene Ontology annotation, cellular component: cytoplasm; prefoldin complex.
AUGAUGCAGCCGCGCAUGCUUGCCAAAGAUGACGAAGGCACCACAGGCGACGAGAAUGAAGUCCGUCGCGAAGAUCAGGACAAGAUCAAUCGGUUUAGCCGGCUGCACCAGCGGGAGACAGUGCUGGAGGAGCAGCUGAAGGCGAAGCAGAAAGACAAGGAAGACCUCGAGGAAGUCUCCACAGAGCUGGAACUCGCCGACGAGGACGAGCUGGUGCCCUACAAAAUCGGGGAUUCUUUCUUCCAACUCCCCCUUUCCGACGCACAGUCAAUGCUCUCCACAUCCACAGAGCAGAUCGACUCGGACGUAUCGAAGUUGGAGGACUCGCUGGGCGAGCUGCGCGGAGAGCUGCAGCAGCUCAAGGUGGCGCUAUAUGCGCGGUUUGGGAGGAGUAUUAACCUGGAGAGCUGA